AGUCAACCUGUCGUAGAAUCCAGCAAUAGACAGAUCAUAAACACCAAAGGGACCGACGUGCAUUUGAAGAGGUCGACAGCCACAGAUGGCAGUAAUUUAGGGCUUACUACAAACACUAUAUAUCUGUGGCCGUGUGAAUUCCACAGACUGAAGAGGCCAAAUACAUGUAGCAUUGUCAAACAUCUCACAACAGUACCUAUAGUAUCAUCACCUACGAUCAGUUACUGUUAACUGCAUCAUUCAGCCUCCACUCAGGUAGUCAUGGCAUCCUUCGUUGCCAAGCAACUGGUUGGCAACCAACUUAAAUCUGUUAAAGGUGCAAUUGGUGGAGAUGAUAAAAAGGAUGAUGAUGGUGGUGAGGGGGAUGGUGUCGAAGAUCCUGAAAUUGCUGAAGCAAGACGAGAAGCUGAAGAACGUAGAAAAGAGAAACAUCGUAAAAUGGAGGAAGAACGUGAAACCAUGAGACAAGAAAUUAGAGAUAAGUAUGGACUUAAGAAAAAGGAUCCAAAUAACCCAUUCGGCCUUCCGGAAGAAUCGGCAGCUGGCUCUGUUGGCCGUAAAAAGAAAACUCCAGCUGAGCUAGCAGCUGAAGCAGAACUUGCUGAAGAAGAGUCCAUCAUCCCUGCCGGUAUGCGUGAAUACACUGAUAAAGUAAAGGACAUUCCUGGUCAAGUUGCAGCCAAAGCAGGCGAAGUAACAGAAAAAUGUAGUAUUCAAUAGCGUCAAAUCAAGAAUGUAGAAUUUUGUUGCCAUGACUCAAGAUGUUCAUAGCAACUUGUACAAUGAUGCAGUUACACAGAAUGUACUUAAUGAACAAUGUAUUAAGUGGUAUCAUGUACUAGAUAGUUAUAAAUGUACAAUUUCAUCUUUCCUAAUAUUACAUUCUUCAAGAGUUGUGUCUUAUGAUAGAUAACAAAUAACCAAAUAAUUAGUAAAAUGUAUUAUAUACCUUGUUACAAAGGCCGUUGUCAAGUAU
Molecule: messenger RNA, 976 nt
Organism: Owenia fusiformis
Lineage: Eukaryota; Metazoa; Annelida; Polychaeta; Sabellida; Oweniidae
Source: the annotation of a GenBank genome assembly